AUGGUGCUGGCCUUCGUUGCCCCCGAGGUGCCGCCCGCCCGCCGCGCCCCCGCGGCACGCGGCGCGCUGUCCGCCGCGGCGCUCCCACCGGCCGGCGGUGCGCUCACCGCCGCCGGGCGCGGCGCGGCGGGCGUGGAGGCCGCGCUGUGCGCCGGGGCCGCGAUCGGGGCACUGGCGGCGGCGGCCUCCCGCCGGCGCGGGCAGGGCGCGCACGGCGAGCGACGGCUGCGCGCCGGGGCGGCGGUGCGGGCGGCCGCGGCGAACGCGAAGGAGGGGGAUGGCGUCGAGACCGCACUGGAGAUAGCGAAGGCGGUGCUCCUGGCGCUGCUGGACGUGUUCAAGGGCCCGCCCGAGGAGCCCACUGGCAAGGACGCCCCCGGGCUCGCCGCCCUUGCCCCGGGCGGCGUGGCUGGCGCCCUCGCCGGCUGCUGCCUGCAGGACGUGCGCACGGGCGUCGCCCAGGACGCCGCGGGGCUCGUGGCGGCCUCCGGGAGGCGCACCGCCGUGUUCUUCCUGACCCACUUUGGCGACUUCAACUCGUGGGAGGUGGCGCAGCAGGUUCGCACGGCUCUGCGCCUGGGGCAGCUCGGCGGUGCGCGCGCGGUGCUGGUGGGCAUCGGCACUCCUGAGUCGGGGCGCAAAUUUGCCGAGAUGUUGGAGCUUCCUGGCGACCUGGAGCUCUACGCUGACCUCAACGGUGCGUGUGCGCAGAAGCUUGGCUUCAGCAAGGAGACCGUGUGGGGGGCGUGCCUUUGCAUGCGCAGUCACGGUGCCGGGUGCUCCGGUGCUUGA
Molecule: messenger RNA, 792 nt
Organism: Prorocentrum cordatum
Lineage: Eukaryota; Dinophyceae; Prorocentrales; Prorocentraceae
Source: the annotation of a GenBank genome assembly